This is a messenger RNA of Coffea arabica (coffee), 1750 nucleotides long. Its product is annotated as protein CANDIDATE G-PROTEIN COUPLED RECEPTOR 7-like. Gene Ontology annotation, biological process: transport. The record is from RefSeq and is a predicted model, not a curated record. Gene Ontology annotation, cellular component: membrane; Golgi apparatus. Lineage: Eukaryota; Viridiplantae; Streptophyta; Magnoliopsida; Gentianales; Rubiaceae.
ACCACUACCUACAGGCUACAGUGUGGAAUCUGCCUUGGGGAGAAGAAGGAAAGGGAAGAGCGGAGAAAGAGAAAAGAGACGGAGAUCUGAGCUUCUUCUGUUCUUCCGAGGAUGACGAUGAUGAUCAACUCCAUCAACAUUUAUGUCCUCCUUCUUCUCCUCAUCUCUCCGGCAGUCGUAAUCGCUGAGAUUCGAUCCUCCGAGAUUCGCAACGAUGCACGUGGCAUCAUCCCCUUGGACGAGUUCGGCUUCACUCACCGGGGCCGCCUCGACCUCAAAGUCUCCUCCAUCUCCCUCUCCUCCGACCCAUCCUCUCUCGACUUCUCCCGCCUCGGUUUCUUCCUCUGCACCCGCGAUGCCUGGUUUCACGUCCUCCACCAGAUCGACGACUCCCAGAUCACCUGCGCCCUCCAGUCCGACGCCGUCGAUCUGGUCUUCACCUUCGACUCCCUCCCUACCCCCAUUUCCUUCUCCAAACCCCACAACAUCUCCAUCCCUGAUCAGUACUCUCUCGUCUUCGCCAGCUGCCUCCCCAACCUCCGCGUCUCCAUGAAAGUCCACUCCGCCAUGUACAAUUUGCAACCCGGUCCCGACUCCAACCGCCGCGAUUAUCUCUCCGCCGGUAAAACCCCCCUCCCCACGAUUUAUUUCUUGUUUUCCCUCGUCUAUUUCGCCUUGGCCGCCCUCUGGAUCCAUGUUCUGUACAAGAAACGCUUGACCGUCUUCGCCAUCCAUUUCUUCAUGCUCGCCGUGGUUAUCUUGAAGGCCCUCAAUCUCCUGUGCGAGGCCGAGGACAAGUCUUAUAUUAACCGAACCGGGAGCGCCCACGGAUGGGAUGUCUUGUUCUACGUGUUUAGCUUCUUCAAGGGGAUUACCCUCUUCUCUUUGAUUGUGUUGAUUGGGACUGGGUGGUCCUUUUUGAAGCCCUACUUGCAGGACAAGGAAAAGAAGGUUUUGAUGAUCGUCAUUCCUCUUCAGGUCGUUGCUAAUAUAGCUCAGGUUGUGAUUGAUGAGUCCGUGCCGUUUGACCAAGAUUGGGUCACGUGGAAGCAGGUUUUCCUGUUGGUGGAUGUAGUGUGCUGUUGUGCCGUCUUGUUCCCGAUUGUUUGGUCUAUAAAGAACUUGCGCGAGGCUGCCAGGACUGAUGGCAAGGCUGCUGUGAAUUUGAUGAAGUUGACCUUGUUUAGGCAGUAUUAUAUCGUGGUCAUCUGCUACAUUUACUUUACGAGGGUGGUGGUGUAUGCGUUGGAGACCAUCACUUCGUAUAGGUAUCUCUGGACCAGUGUUGUGGCUGGGGAGUUGGCCACUCUUGCCUUUUAUGUUUUCACUGGCUACAACUUUAAGCCUGAAGCGCACAAUCCCUAUUUUGUGGUUGAUGAUGAAGAGGAGGAGGCUGCGGCUGAGCAGUUGAAGCUUGAAGAUGAAUUUGAAUUAUGAGCCAGAUGAUACCUGUCAGGGUGAGUCUAUUCUUUUAUUGCCAUAUUUCUAGGACAUCAGUAGUGUAGUGUUUUGCGUCUUCAUAUGUGAUGUUUGUUUAAGGCUUUUGAUGACUAAGGCCAGUAGUAUAUACCUGUCAUCGACUAUAAUGUGUCUGUGAUUUUUGUCAAACAAAUUUUUGUGGGAAUGGAGUCAUAUUUGUAGGUUCCAAUACUAGAUUUUCCUUGUAAUAUAUAACAGUAUUAUACUCUUACUGUCUUUUCCUAUUUUAUGUUCAAUGAGCCAACUGUUGCAGCUCUUGAUUUUGGGAACU